AUCCCCCCAAUCAUAGAGAGAUAAAAGAGAGAGACACAAAAACACAGAAGAGAAAAAGGGCAAAAAAGGAGACAGAGCAUAGUGCAAUGGGGAGGUCUCCUUGCUGCGACGAAAGUGGACUGAAGAAAGGUCCAUGGACCCCUGAGGAAGAUCAGAAGCUCAUCAACCACAUCCAGAAGCAUGGCCAUGGCAGCUGGAGAGCUCUCCCCAAGCUUGCCGGUCUCAACAGGUGUGGCAAGAGUUGCAGACUCAGAUGGACCAACUAUCUGAGGCCUGACAUCAAGAGAGGAAAAUUUUCCCCUGAAGAAGAGCAAACCAUCCUCAAUCUCCACUCUAUUCUUGGCAACAAGUGGUCAGCUAUUGCAAGUCACCUACCGGGUCGGACGGAUAACGAAAUAAAGAACUUCUGGAACACCCACCUCAAGAAGAAGCUGAUCCAGAUGGGGUUCGACCCGAUGACCCACCGGCCUCGAACCGACAUAUUCUCAAGCCUCCCUCACCUCCUCGCCCUGGUCAACUUGAAGGAGCUCAUCGACCACCACUCGCUCGAGGAGCAGGCGAGGCUCCAAGCCGAGGCCAUCGCCAAGUUCCAAUACCUCCAUUACCUUCUUCAGCCACCCACACCAGCAGUCUCUCUCGCUCGCGCCACCUCAAACAACGUCUUCACAGAUGAUGUGGAGGCCAUGAAGCUCUUGCAUGCUCUUGCCUCAAUCAAAGAGAACCAAAUAAUGACCUCAUCAUCAUCACCAUCACCUUCUCAGUUAGAAGCAACCGCUCACUCACUGUUUGGGAAUGCUCCAGUUAGUCCUGUCCAUGAUAAUUAUCCUUUUGCCCACUUGCCUGAGCUACAAAACCCAUGCAGCUUCCAGACAGACCUGAGCAAGGACCAUCAUAACAGCAAUAACAAUAACCCUAUGGUCCAAGCUAGCGAGUUCACAAUUUUCAGUCAAGGAGAGAACUCACCAAAUUCUCCUUGGCUUCCUUCUUCUUCGACGCCGUCUCCUCCCGCCGAGACUUCUUUCACCAACACUUUCAUCGGCGACGGCGGGGCUGUCCCACCCAUCUGGCCAGACCACCUCCUCGACGAUUUCAAUUUUUCGUGAGACUGUGUAAUUAGAUCUUUAGAUACAUGUCAUGCGUUUGUAUGAUAAAUGUCUUAGUACAGUGUUUCACAUCCUGAUUAAGUAUACUACAGCGUAUAUUACUAAAUAAAAACUCAUUUCCAUGA
This is a messenger RNA of Rhodamnia argentea, 1228 nucleotides long. Its product is annotated as transcription factor MYB92-like. The transcript is spliced from 3 exons. The record is from RefSeq and is a predicted model, not a curated record. Lineage: Eukaryota; Viridiplantae; Streptophyta; Magnoliopsida; Myrtales; Myrtaceae. Bases 87 to 1103 code for a protein of 338 amino acids.